AUGGGAAGGUCUCCUUGCUGCGAUGCAACCGGCUUGAAGCGAGGCCCGUGGACACCUGAAGAGGACCAAAAGCUCCUGGAUUUCAUUCAAAAACAUGGCCAUGGAAGUUGGCGUUCCUUACCAGAGAAAGCUGGUCUUCAAAGAUGUGGGAAGAGCUGCAGACUGAGGUGGAUCAAUUAUCUCAGACCUGAUAUCAAGAGAGGAAAUUUCAGUUUACGUGAGCAAAAGACCAUCAUUCAACUUCAUGCUCUUCUAGGCAACAGGUGGUCUGCAAUUGCUUCUCAUCUACCUAAGAGAACCGAUAAUGAAAUCAAGAAUUAUUGGAACACACAUAUAAAGAAAAGAUUAGCCAUGAUGGGGAUCGAUCCUUCUACUCAUAAGCCAGUGGUUGCAGCUCUUGGCUCUGCCAAUGGCGCUGAUCCGAAGAAGGUGUCAAACCUUACUCACAUGGCUCAAUGGGAGAGUGCUCGACUUGAAGCGGAAGCUAGGCUGGUUAGAGAGUCAUCAAAACUACGCCAAUAUGACCAUCAACCUGGCUUACCAGGGCCUGUUCCCACUCUGCAACUCAAAAAAAUAGCUUCCAGACUUGGCGCCCCGCGUUGCCUUGAUAUACUAAAAGCAUGGCAAAGAGUACAACUCGAGUCAAUGGUAAUCGACAACAAUGGCUUCGAUCAGGGAAGCAAUAAUCUUGAUUCUCCAACAUCUACACUGAACUUCUUGCAAAACCCAAGAGCAUCAUCAACCAAUAUUGCAUCGUUUCAAUCAAAUGAAGCGUUGUUCACCGCAUGCCAAGAUAUGGAGUUUGAAGGUGGAGAGGCAUGGAACAUGGGAACUUGCAAUAUUGGAGAUGAAGACUCGAUCAAAUGGUUCUCAAAUCUUCUUUUUAAUGGUUGUGAAAGCGAUCAUUUCGUUCAAUCAAACUUAGAUAAUGAUGGUAAUAAUGGAAGCAAUGAUGCAGGAGUACUCAGCGAAGAUGAUGAGCACAACAACUAUUGGGAUGAUAUUUUUGAUCUAGUUGAUUGCGGACAUAAUAUUUGA
Durio zibethinus is the source of this 1038-nucleotide messenger RNA. RefSeq names its product transcription factor MYB16-like. Lineage: Eukaryota; Viridiplantae; Streptophyta; Magnoliopsida; Malvales; Malvaceae. The record is from RefSeq and is a predicted model, not a curated record.